This is a messenger RNA of Stylonychia lemnae, 843 nucleotides long. The record is from the annotation of a GenBank genome assembly. Lineage: Eukaryota; Ciliophora; Spirotrichea; Sporadotrichida; Oxytrichidae.
AUGACAUUAAGUUAAGGGGACUUGCUUCAACAAAGAUUUUAACUAGAAUAACAAAUAGGAAAAGGCGUAUCUGGCACGGUUUGGCUCUGCUACGACAAACUCCUUACUAAAUAGUGUGCCGCCUUCAACUUGUACGAACAUUAAAAAUAACUCAUGUUUAAUUUAGGUUAAUAGUAUAUUUUAAUUGCACGAAGGAUCCCUAAUCAUCUUUGCUAACUCUAAUUGAUUACAGCUCUUCUCGAUAAUAUAGAGACCACACUGGAAGGUUCUUUGCCAUGGCUUUAAUUAUAACUAAAUAAAAACAAAAGAAUUGCAUUUACCCAAGUAAAACAAGAAAAAAUUAUAUUCCAUUAGAAUCUACAAUAAUAUGAUUAAAGCUAGAAACCAAACUAUAACUUUGUUCAGACUGAAAUAAUAAAGUUGAUUGAAGAUGAUUGUAGUGAGUUAGAUUGGAAAAUGGAUUGGUCUAUAACCAACAAGUUUUGGAAUUAAAAGGCUGUAACUCUGCAACCUGUUUUUGAUUAAAUUCUUAAGUUACAGGUAGUCUUAACAAAGUAAUCAGUCAAUACUACAAACUUAAUGAUUACAAGUAACUUCAGUAAAGAUUUGUCAACAAUGUCUAAACUUUUGGACUCAAAAUUCUUCGAUUAAUUAUAAAUAAGUAAAUAAAAUGCAUAACCUGAGGAAAUGGUUUUCGAUUAGAAAAAUUCAGGAAAAUCAAGCCUUAAGCUGGUGACAAUUGUCAAAAAUCAGAACAUGAACAAGUAAAAGGGCAUAUUAAAGAACUGUAAAUUUCAUUUGAGGAUUCUAAAGUUCAAACUCCUUGCUAAAAAAAUAAAUUGA